AUUUAAAAAAUUAAUGAAGUUUUGGUGGCAACAGAUAGUUUAUAUUCUGAUUCUCCCUCGCCUUCAUCGGUGUGUUGUUAAUGAAUAAUGAUUAUAUUGCACCGGUUAAUUAAAAUAUAUGUAGCCUAAUGUUUCCGUGAAGCAAAAUGGCAUCUAAUAUUUAUUCUUUCUGCAAACAAAUACAUCCUCCAACUGGAGUAGAACAUUGCCUCUAUUGCAAUUUUUACAAUUCUAAAGAGCAAAAUUUAAUCAUUGCUAGUGCAUCAGUGUUACGAAUAUACAGAUUAACGCCUGAAGCUGAGAUACCUCUAGUUGGAGAACCUAAAUUAAAAUUAGAAUGUGUGCAAGUAUUUCCUUUACUUGGAAAUGUGAUGUCUAUGCAGUCCGUGAGGCUAGCAGGGUCGCCAAGAGAAGCUCUUCUUCUUAGUUUCAGAGAAUCUAAAUUGUCAUUAGUUGAAUAUGAUCCUUGCACACAUGAUUUAAAAACCUUAUCCUUACAUUAUUUUGAAGAUGAAGACAUGAAGGCUGGUGCAAACCAUCAUCCUUACAUUCCUUUUGUGAGAGUUGAUCCUGAUGGACGUUGUGCUGCAAUGGUAUGUUAUGAGAGAAGUAUCGUUAUUCUUCCAUUUCGAAAAGAAAAUAUUUCAGAAGAGCAAGAGCCGUCUUCCUCUAGCACACAUAUUGCACCUGGCCUCAAAACUCCAGUCCUUGCUUCAUAUACUAUUAAAUUAUGUGAUAUAGACGAAAAAGUUAAUAACAUCAAGGACAUGCAGUUUCUUCAAGGUUAUUAUGAACCCACUCUUCUUUUAUUAUACGAACCUCUGAGGACAUGGCCUGGUCGAGUUGCAGUUCGUCAAGAUACAUGCUGCAUAUUGGCUUUAUCAUUAAAUAUAAAUCAAAAGGUUCACCCUGUAAUUUGGUCUCUUAGUGGUCUACCUUUUGAUUGUCAGUAUGCCAUGGCUGUGCCAAAACCUAUUGGAGGAGUCCUUUUAGUUGCUGUAAAUUCAUUACUUUAUCUUAACCAAAGUGUUCCUCCAUAUGGUGUUUCAAUGAAUAGUUUUACAGAUUUUAGCACAUCAUUUCCAUUGAAACCUCAAGAAGGACUCAAACUUGCCUUAGAUUGUUCCUCAGCAGCAUUUAUUUCUUAUGAUAAGAUAGUAAUUUCUCUUAAAGGUGGUGAGCUCUAUGUAUUGACAAUGUUUAAUGAUGGAAUGAGAAGUGUAAGAGGAUUUAAUUUUGACAGAGCGGCUUCCAGUGUUAUUACUACAUGUAUGUGUGUCUGUGAUGAUGGCUAUUUAUUCCUUGGAUCACGUUUAGGAAAUUCCCUUCUGUUAAGGUAUACUGAAAAGGUGGAUAAUAAUAAUAUUAUGGAUGUGGAUAUUGGAAUCAGAACAGACAUGCUAAGACAAAGUACUGAAGAUAAACAAAGUGAAGAAAUUACUGAAGAAUCUGCUGCUAAAAAAGCACGUUUAGAUACAAUGGAUGAUUGGAUGGCAUCUGAUGUGGCAUUGAUUCAAGAUCCGGAAGAGUUAGAAGUAUAUGGAGACGAUUCCCAAACAACGAAGCAAUUAACAUCUUAUUCUUUUGAAGUCUGUGACAGCUUGCUAAAUGUGGGUCCAUGCGGUAAAAUUUGUAUGGGAGAGCCUGCAUUUUUAUCUGAAGAGUUCUCUGGAAAUGAUGAUCCUGAUCUUGAGUUGGUUACAACUUCUGGUUAUGGAAAAAAUGGAGCACUUUCUAUCAUCCAAAGGUCAGUUCGACCUCAAGUUGUUACAACGUUUGAAUUACCUGGUUGUGUUGACAUGUGGACUGUUGUUGGUCCUAUUAUUCAGGAAUCACAGAAAAUUGAAGAAAAAACAGCAGAAGUGAAAGAAGAGGAUAGUGAAGAAAAUUUAAACAAGAGUGCACAACCUCUUAAAGAUUCACAUGCUUUUCUCAUACUUAGCAGAAAUGAUAGCAGCAUGAUUUUACAAACUGGUCAGGAAAUAAAUGAAUUAGAUCAUAGUGGCUUCAGUACUCAAGCGCCAACUAUAUUUGCUGGAAAUCUUGGCAGCAACAAGUUUAUUGUGCAAGUGUCACAGAUGGGUGUACGUUUACUGUUAGGAUCACGCCAAGUACAACAUAUUCCUCUAGAUGUUGGAUCUCCUAUAAUUUGGGCAUCUGUUUCUGAUCCAUAUGUUGUAAUCAUGAGUGCAGAAGGUACAGUAGUACAGUUAAUGCUAAGAUCUGAUGAUUUCGGCACUGGUUCACGGCUAGCAGUAUCUAGACCUCAACUGGCACAAGUGAAAUCCAAAGUUUGCACUCUAUGCGUUUAUAAGGACGUGAGUGGUGUAUUCAGUACUAUCCCAAGAAGUACUGAAGAAGAAACCAAGUCUCAACCAAAGCAAAGUGCGCCCGCUGUAAACAUUGAUGAUGUCAUGAAAAUGAAUCCUGAAGCUGUUGAUGAUGAAGAUGCUUUAUUGUAUGGUGAACCUGCUCUUUCAAAUGAAAAAUCGAUUGAUGAAGUUAGGAUACCCCAAAAGAAAACUAAACCUAAAAUUGAAGUUAAAGACAUUAAACCUACAUUUUGGUUGUUUAUUGUGAGGGAGAAUGGAGUUUUAGAAGUUUAUUGCUUACCUAGCUAUAAACUGUGUUAUUUAGUUAAAAAUUUUCCAAUGGGUCAGAAAUAUCUAGUGGACAGUGGUCAAGCAUCCACAACUAUUUCAAGUAUCACGUCCGACAAAGCUACUGAAAAACAACAUGAAGCAUUGCCUCUUAUACGUGAAAUACUUGUUGUUGGCUUAGGAAUUAGAUCCUCAAGGCCUAUGUUGUUGGCUCGUGCUGAUGAAGAUUUAUUGAUAUAUGAAGCCUUUCCAUUUUAUGAAACUCAAGUUGAAAACCACCUCAAGCUGAGAUUUAGAAAGCUGAAUCAUGACAUCAUAACUAGAGAAAGAAAGUUGUUCAAACCUAAAAAAACAGAUGAUGAUGAUAAGCCAGUUGACCACAAUCGACGGUGGUUGCGAUAUUUUGCAGAUAUUUCUGGCUACAGUGGUGUUUUUGUUUGUGGAAAUGUUCCUCAUUGGCUAUUUUUAACAGUACAUGGUGAACUCAGAAUGCAUCCAAUGAGUGUUGAUGGCACUGUUACUUGCUUUGCACCUUUUCACAAUGUAAACUGCCCUAAGGGAUUUCUUUAUUUCAAUAAACAGGGUGAACUCAGAAUUUGUGUUUUGCCUACCCAUUUGAAUUAUGAUGCUCCCUGGCCUGUUCGUAAAGUGCCUUUGCGUUGUACACCUCAUUUCAUCAACUAUCAUCCAGAAACUAAAACAUAUUCCAUUGUGACAAGUAACAUGGAGACUUGUACAAAACUUGUACGUUUUAAUGGAGAUGAAAAAGAAUAUGAAAUGAUUGAAAGAACGGAUGAGCGCUACAUGUAUCCUUUGACUGAAAGAUUUUCCAUGCAACUGUUUUCACCUGUGAGUUGGGAGGCGAUACCCAACACUCUCAUGGAAUUGGAAGAGUGGGAACAUGCCACUUGUGUUAAAAACGUUCUGCUGGCUUCAGAAGGUACUCGAAGUGGCUUAAAAGGUUAUUUGGCUAUGGGAACAAGCUAUAACUAUGGUGAAGAUGUCACCAGCAGAGGAAGGAUAUUUAUCUUAGAUAUCAUUGAAGUUGUUCCUGAACCUGGGCAACCACUAACGAAAAAUAAAAUGAAGACUGUUUAUUGUAAAGAACAGAAAGGCCCAGUCACUGCUUUAUGUCAAGUUUCAGGUUUCCUGUUGAGUGCUAUUGGCCAAAAAAUUUAUAUAUGGCAGCUGAAAGACAAUGAUUUAAUUGGAGUUGCUUUUAUUGAUACUCAGUGCUACAUUCACACAGCUAUAUCUUUGAAAAAUUUAAUUAUUGUUGCUGAUGUAUAUAAAUCUAUAUCUUUGCUGCGUUACCAAGAAAAAAGUCGUACUUUGUCUCUUGUUAGCAGAGAUGUAAAGCCUCUAGAAGUUUACAGUGUUGAAUUUCUUAUUGAUAACAACCAAGUUGGAUUUUUGGUUUCUGAUGUGGAGAAAAACUUAAUAUUAUUCAUGUAUUGUCCUGAAGCAAGGGAAAGUUUUGGGGGUUCAAAACUUCUUCGCAAAGCAGAUAUACAUGCUGGUUAUCAUAUAAAUUCAUUUUUUAGGAUUCGAUGUCGUAUAGGUGAACUAUCCAACUAUGAUAAAAGACAAGCAAAUCUCUUAGAAAAGAGACAUGUCACAAUGUUUGCUACUUUAGAUGGUGGAUUAGGGUAUGUGUUACCCAUUCCUGAAAAGACUUACAGACGAUUACUUAUGUUGCAAAAUGUUUUAGUUACUCACAUUCCACAUACUGCUGGAUUAAAUCCAAAAGGCUUCAGGAUGUUUAAAAGUCAGAGAAAAUUGUUACAAAAUCCACAUAAAAAUAUUUUGGAUGGAGAUUUGCUGUCUAUGUUUCUCAAUCUAUCGAUCUUGGAGAAAACAGAAGUUUCUAAAAGAAUUGGUACUUCAUCUGAUCAGAUAAUUGAAGAUCUUCUUGAAAUUCAUCAGAGCACAUCAUAUUUUUAAAAAUGCUUUUAUUAUGAAGAACGACAAGUACUUAUUUUUAUAAACUCAUUUUAUGUUUUCUGCAUAUCUUGAUGCGUCUUCCCCUUUAUCUUACAAACCUUCGUUUUUUUGCAUUUCUGUUUCGCAGUGUUUACAGUGGACUUUAUUAUUUAUUAAGCAUUGUCAUAGAAAAAAUGUGUUUUUUUGUUACGUUGUACAUAUUAUUUUUAUAGUAAAAAUUUCAUCUGUCUGAUA
Molecule: messenger RNA, 4778 nt
Organism: Parasteatoda tepidariorum (common house spider)
Lineage: Eukaryota; Metazoa; Arthropoda; Arachnida; Araneae; Theridiidae
Gene: Cpsf160
Product: cleavage and polyadenylation specificity factor subunit 1
Cellular component (GO): nucleus
Molecular function (GO): protein binding; nucleic acid binding
Source: RefSeq, a predicted model, not a curated record